GUCCCAGAGAUCUCCAGCGACCUGGUGGCCAACAUGGGGCACUUUUUCAAUGCUGCCUACUCCAUUGCAUACCACUCAAGGCCACUGAAUGACUUUGAGAAAAUCCUACAGCUUCUCCAAAGCACUGGAACCAUGAUUUUAGGCAAGUAUCGAAAUCGCACUGCGUGCACCCAGUUCAUCAGGUACAUCUCUGAGACCCUGAAGAAGGAGAUCCUCGAUGAUAUCCGAGACUCCCCUUGUGUGAGCAUGUUGCUGGACAGCUCCAUGGACUCCUCUGACCAGCCAUGUGUGGGGAUUUAUAUCCGGUACUUUAAGGAGAUGGAGGUGAAAGAGUCUUACAUCACUUUGGCCCCUCUGUACAGCGAGACAGUUGAUGGGUAUUUCGAAACCAUCAUUUCUGCCCUGGAUGAACUGGACAUCCCUUUCCGGAAGCCUGGUUGGGUGGUGGGCCUGGGAACCGAUGGCUCAGCCAUGCUGAGCUGCAAAGGAGGCCUUGUGGAGAAGUUCCAAGAGGUCAUCCCCCAGCUGUUGCCUGUGCACUGUGUGGCCCACCAGCUCCACCUGGCUGUAGUCGAUGCUUGUGGGAGCAUCGACCUGGUGAGGAAGUGCGACCGGCACAUCCGGACCAUCUUCAAGUUCUACCAAUCCUCAAACAAAAGGCUGCGAGAAUUGCAGGAGGGCGCGGCUCUGCUUGAGCAGGAGAUCCUCCGCCUGAAAGACCUGAAUGCUAUCAGGUGGGUGGCCAGCAAGAGGCGGACGCUGAAUGCACUCCUAGUGAGCUGGCCUGCACUGGCUCGGCACCUGCAGAGCGUGGCAGAUGCAGGGGGCCAGGUUGGGCACCGGGCUCAGGGCAUGCUACGGCUGAUGAAGAGCUUCCACCUCGUCAAGUUCUGCCACUUCCUCCUGGACUUCCUGAGCAUCUAUAGGCCUUUGUCUGAGGUAUGCCAGAAAGCAGUUGUACUGAUCACGGAGGUGAACGCCACGCUGGCACGGGCCUACGUGGCCCUGGAGACCCUCCUGCGCCAGGCAGGGCCCAAGGAGGAGGAAUUUAAUGCCAGCUUCCAGGACGGGCGGCUGCAUGGCAUCCCGCUGGACAGGAUGGAGAUGGCAGAGCAGCGGUUCCAGGCAGACAGGGAGAGAGUGGUUCUGACCGGGAUUGAGUACCUGCAGCAGAGGUUCGAUGCAGACCGCCCCCCGCAGCUCAAGAACAUGGAGGUGUUCGAUACCAUGGCCUGGCCAGAUGGGAUCGAACUUGCCAGCUUUGGGAAUGAUGAUGUUCUCACCCUUGCCAGGUAUUUUGCACUCUCACUUCCCACGGGGUAUAGUGAGGAUGCCCUGCUGGAGGAGUGGCUAGGUUUGAAGGCCGUGGCCAAGAACCUCCCGUUCUCCAUGCUGUGUAAGAAUGCACUUGCCCAGCACCGCCGCUUCCCCCUGCUGAGCAAGCUGGUGGCUGUGGUCGUGUGUGUGCCUGUGUCCACAUCCUGCUGUGAGCGUGCAUUCCACGCCAUGACCCGGAUCAAGACAGACGAGAGGACCAAGCUCUCCAAUGAGGUAGUCAACAUGCUCAUGAUGACAGCUGUAAAUGGGGUGGCAGUCACAGAGUAUGACCCACAGCCAGCCAUCCAGCGCUGGUACCUGACCUCCUCUGGGCGCCGCUUCAGCCAUGUCUACACCUGUGCCCAAGUGCCCGCUCGCCCUCACGUUGGUGCUGGGCUCAGGAAUCAGACGAUGGGAGCACUUGGUACGGAGAAGUCUGUGACCCAGAAGCCACCGACUCAACCCCACAGGGAACCAGCGGGGGUCCAGAAGGACUAUACUGUGGGUUCACCCCGCAGGCUCAUGCAGCCCACGAACAGCUGCGCCAGCAGAGAGGGGCUCGUACAGGAGCAGGAGUGCUAG
Molecule: messenger RNA, 1899 nt
Organism: Trichechus manatus latirostris (Florida manatee)
Lineage: Eukaryota; Metazoa; Chordata; Mammalia; Sirenia; Trichechidae
Product: zinc finger protein 862-like
Exons: 2
Coding region: 34-1899 (621 amino acids)
Molecular function (GO): protein dimerization activity
Source: RefSeq, a predicted model, not a curated record